UUCGAGUCUGAACCUGUAAACAAAUCAUUAUUUUCCAAUCAAAUUAUAAUAAUUGAUUUUACGAUAAACUCGAAUGAACGUGCGUUGACAUCCGCGGUAAUUUGGAGUAUCUAUAUUUUCGGGAAAGAUAUGCUCUUCCAAGAACUUUGAGGCCACUAAGUUAUCAGAGACACGGCUCGUUGAAUACGACUAUGUGCGAUCGAAUGUUCCUGGACGAACGUCUUGUUGACAGCGUUGGAAUAGCAGGCCGAACUCAUUGCACGCGCGAUUCGUUAUUAUGACAAUGUUUCCUCGACACUACGCACAAAGGAUCCCCUUUCUCGUACAUGCGUGAAGAAAAAUCGGCGACAGCACCCGAUGCCGGUGACAAUCCGAAAAAAGACGAAGGACCGGUAGAUUUUGAACGGGCCAUAACGCUUACAGGAUAUGGGAAAUUCAAUUACUUUCUACUGUUGGCUAUCAUCCCCGCUGGGUGUUCGAGUAUUUUCGCAUCCGCACCGAUAUCCUACAUCCUUCCGCCGGCAGAAUGCGAACUUGGACUCACACUGCUCGACAAGGGUCUCCUCAAUUCGAUGGGGUUUGCGGGCAUGAUAUGCAGCACUAUGAUCGGAGGAUGUUUGGCCGAUACUUUAGGGCGUAAAACAAUACUCGUUUACGGAUACCUCGUCGACACAAUAAUCAAUGUGGCCAGCAGUUUUUCUCAGGUCUCUUGGAUAUUACUUGUUUUCAAAUUCCUCAACGGCGUGGUGAGCUCCGGUCCUUUCGCUGCCCUGAUGUCCUACCUGGCCGAGGUCCACGGCGAGCAGCACAGAUCGUGGAUUUACAUGUGGUUGGGUGUUGUUUUUUCAAUCGGAAAUAUUUCCGUACCUUGUUUGGCUUGGCUCGUCAUUCCAUUGAAUUUCAAGUGGACAUUUUUCGGUGGAUAUGUGAUAUUCAAUUCCUGGAGAUUACUAUUAUUGAUUUGCUCCAUUCCAGAACUCAUAGCGUGUAUGGCUUUUAUGUUUUUCCCCGAAAGUCCAAGGUUCCUAAUGUCUAAAGGACGUCAGCAAGAGGCCCUCAAAGUCUUCAAGAGUAUUUACGCCCUCAACACCGGGAAUCACCCCGACACUUACCCCGUAAAGAGUCUCGUCGACGAAACGUCCAUUGAAGCGUCGGGUAAAAAUUUCGUCCACAUGCUGCGAUGUGGAUGGCGUCAAAUGAAGCCGCUUUUCGCACGAGCCAAUCUCUUCCGACUGAUGUUGAUCACGUCGAUACAAUUUGGCGCCACAGUGGGAUCGAAUUCCCUGAAACUCUGGAUGCCGCAGUUAUUCGCGAUGAUUGAAACGUACGAAACAAUGCACGCUCCGAUCUCUUCGUCGCAGGCGCAUCCUUCGGUUUGCCACAUGCUGGACAUCACGAAACAUUCGGACAGAAAUGUGACCACUGUAAUUACGAAUGGUACGAUCAGUACCAUCGUUCCUGUCUGUACCGAGAUGGUGCUGGACGCCACUGUUUACGUAAAUUCAAUAAUAGUUGCGUUGACCGGUAUAAUCGCUUACACGAUGGCAGGAAGUCUGGUAAACGCGAUUGGGAGGAAAAAACUUAUGGUGUUCUGUUUCGUGGGGGCUGGUGGUUGUUGCGGUGCGCUUUACUGGGCACAAGACACGAACGGACUUCUCGGUUUAUCCUCGGUAUUUGUAGCCCUCUCGAGCAUCGGUGGUACCACGGUGGUCAACGUGAUAGUCGACAAUUUUCCAACGUACCUGAGAACGAUGGCCGUUGGUGUGACGUUGAUGACCGGACGCAUCGGUGCCGUCUUUGGAAACUUGAUGUUUCCAAUAUUGCUGGAGGUCGGCUGUCUCGGCCCUUUCAUCAUGAUUGGAUCCGCGUGUAUAGUAUGCGCAUUUCUGACGUUGAUGUUGCCUACGAGCAAGGCGAUUGGAGGAAAAGAAGUGAUUUCUCCAUAGUUUGAAUAUAAUAUAGUUAGGUAGACUGAUGAAUAAUAUUAUAAUUUGUUACUAUUUAUAAAUAUGAUAAGUCAUUGUUAAGUGUUGAAGUAAAUGUAACUUAGGACUUUUUUAAUCGGAAUACUCUCAGAAUGUUUUCCGUUGUAAUUAUUAUGCCCGGAAAAUUUUGAUGAUCUUCGAAAAACUGAUUUCGAAGAACGCGUAGAUGUAUACAUGAUGUACCUAUAAUUUAACUACAGUCAACUUUGAAGUAUUUAUCUAGGAAAUAUAAACAUUUAUCUUUGCGACAUACCCUGAUUUCAAUUAAACUUUAAAAACAUGUGAUGCAGAUAUAAUAACUAGGAGAUAUGGGUAUAUUUAAAAUGAAUAAUUUAAUUACGGUAAUCUAGUAUCCUCACAUCAGUUUCGCUGGUGGUUUAGGGAUGAAAAUUGAGAGCAGAAAGCAGGCUAGAAGAAAAUAUGGAACGAUUUUUUCAUGCGCAAAAAUUGUAAGCGCAAUACUUAAUUGGGAAAGAAUUAUAGAAAAAAAAUCAAA
Athalia rosae (coleseed sawfly) is the source of this 2481-nucleotide messenger RNA. RefSeq names its product synaptic vesicle glycoprotein 2C-like. The record is from RefSeq and is a predicted model, not a curated record. Lineage: Eukaryota; Metazoa; Arthropoda; Insecta; Hymenoptera; Athaliidae. The coding region runs from base 327 to 1946 and encodes 539 amino acids. Gene Ontology annotation, cellular component: membrane. The transcript is spliced from 14 exons. Gene Ontology annotation, biological process: transmembrane transport. Gene Ontology annotation, molecular function: transmembrane transporter activity.